AUGAAAUAUUUUGUAGCAUUGCGAGAUUCUAAGGAUGAACCAUUAGUUCUAAUAUCGAAUUUUGAAGAUGACUCUUUAGUCACUAUAAGUGUUAUGAGUUCAGAAAGCAAGUUUGUUUUACAAGACAAAAACCAAGAAUUCCGCAAACUACAAUCCAACCGGCCUGUAGAGUCUUUAACUCCUCCUAUAAUUGAGAAAUUGCUUUCCGGAGUAUCAAAUCCCAAAUUUAAACUGCAGCCCGUAUUGCUAGAGGAUCUUUGCCGAAUUUACAUUCUAAUCGUCGAUCCUUUUCCUUUGCGGAUUGCUUGGUUCGAAUUGGCCAAGCAAGCGCUGGAUCCAAAAACACUGUUUUCCUCAUUCUGGGAAUGCAGCAGUGUUAUCCAAGAUGUUGCCUUAGCCAGACUAGCUCAUCAAGAGGAAGAAAUGAUACAGGUCGUGCAACACGCUCGCGACUUAGAAGCGGAAUUCCUUAUGAGAGAACGACUUUUAUUGCUGAAGUUUCAGGAAUUAAUUCGGGACGCCAAGAAGAAAGAAAGUGGAGAUCAAAGUGGUUCUUCCAUAGAAGAGGAGUACAAUGAAGACUUGAAGCCUUCCUCUGUAAGUUUUAUACCUACUGUUAAAGAGGAAUCUCCAUCAAUACACUCUCCUUCUCCCACAAAUAGUUUAGGAAGCCAACGCACCGCAUCUGAGGAGUAUGAGACCCAUGAAACAGAGAAAACAUCAGGAGAAAGCAGCGAAACCGAGUCAGAGUAA
Molecule: messenger RNA, 753 nt
Organism: Schizosaccharomyces osmophilus
Lineage: Eukaryota; Fungi; Ascomycota; Schizosaccharomycetes; Schizosaccharomycetales; Schizosaccharomycetaceae
Gene: xrc4
Product: XRCC4 nonhomologous end joining factor Xrc4
Exons: 4
Coding region: 1-753 (250 amino acids)
Source: RefSeq, a predicted model, not a curated record